AUGAAUAGAGGCGGUGGAGGUGGUGGCCGGAAGGUCCUUCUUCCUCCAAUCAACUUCAUUUUCAAGCUUCUCCAACAGCACACACCAGUGUCGAUUUGGUUAUACGAGCAAUUGGGAAUUAGAAUUGAGGGCAAGAUCAGAGGCUUCGAUGAAUUCAUGAACUUGGUGCUCGAUGAAGCAGUGGAGGUUAAGCAAGCUACAAAGGACAAGCAAGAGAGUCGCAGGGCGCUGGGACAAAUUCUAUUGAAGGGCGAUAAUGUGUCGUUGAUUCAGAGCGCAAGUGGAUAA
This is a messenger RNA of Sclerotinia borealis F-4128, 288 nucleotides long. NCBI's taxonomy places the organism in Eukaryota, Fungi, Ascomycota, Leotiomycetes, Helotiales, Sclerotiniaceae. The record is from the annotation of a GenBank genome assembly.